This is a messenger RNA of Microbotryum saponariae, 670 nucleotides long. Lineage: Eukaryota; Fungi; Basidiomycota; Microbotryomycetes; Microbotryales; Microbotryaceae. The record is from the annotation of a GenBank genome assembly.
AUGAUCCAGCUGGGACCUCGUGCUAACCCCGCAGGUGCAGUAACCGCCAAGAAGGACGACGCGAACGACGGCGACGACGAGUCGGUCGUUUCGACCGAACCGGAGGGCGGUGACACUGGGGAAGAGACGUCGACGCGUGCGACCCUGGGCUCAACAAAGGAGACGCAGACGACGACGGCGGCGCCCGUUUCGACCCUGACCUCUCCUUCGCCUUUGUCCGGUGGCACGUCGGGAUCAUCGGCAACCUCGACAACCUCGAUAGCCUCGACGAGUCCUCGACGCCUUCGUUCGAGCUCGGCACCCGGCAACCGACGUGUCACCCGGGCGGGAUCCGCCAUGAUCCUCGGUGCAUCAGGGGGUGAUGGCUCAGGGGGUCACAGGUCCGAGGUGACCGAAUUCGAGGGGGGCGGCGCUGAACUGAUUUAAUCAUGAUUGAGUCACUCACCGUGUUGACGUUCAACGUCCGAUCGAUGAAGAACGCAGUCAACCAAGUCAAAAUCAUCCAUUAUCUCAAAACCCUUCGGCCAUCCUCCUGCAAGAGCACCACCUCAGCUUCAACGCGUCGCGCGAAGGCUUCGAGAGUGCUUGGCCGGGGGCUUGUAUUCGUUUCACUCCUCAUGUCCUUGUUAUAUCGUGUGUCUCGAGAGGGGACUGGAUCGGCAACCAGUGA